AUGGACCUCUCCGAGAAACGUGCGGCCAUCCCAAAUACGCUCAGAGGACAAUCCCUGCUGAUCCCCGACCUCGCUGCCCUAAUCUACCCAGAUUGGACAGUAGGGAGGCAUGAUCAUGAACGCGAACUCAAGGCUGAGAUCGAAGGCGACUUCCUCGUGCGCUAUGUCCCUAGUGCAAAGAAACAACAGCAACUGAAGAGAAGCAACGCCGCGAUGUUGGCCGGCUACUUCUGGUCUGGCAGUUCUGUGGAGCGAUUUCGACCCUUGGCUCAGUUUAUGUACUGGUUCUUCUGUUGGAAUGACGAAUUCGGCUGUAGUAAUCUACGAAACGACCGGGAAGGAACGGAGGCGUACGGUCAAGCCUCGAAGGGUUUUCUGCGGUGGUGUCUGGACCCCGACAACUAUCAUCAAACUCGUUUGGCUCGCCCUGCUAUCCAGGGGUAUCAUAACUGCGAUUCCUUUCAGGAGAUUGGAGAGGCGAUGCAAAUUGGGCAUAGCAGGGAUGCACUCAACCGGUUUGCCGAUUCCCUAUACAAAUAUAUUGACUCGGUGUGCAGUGUGCAGGAGACUCGCAGCAAAGAAGUCCCAACUUUGGACGAGUAUUUGCUUAACAGAAUACACCCCAUUGGUGCCUUCCCAUGUAUCAUGGCAAUGGAAUUUGCUUACGCCUUGACUAUUCCAGCUUGGGUUUAUAGUCAUGAAACAUCCAGGACUAUGUUUAGAGAGACUGCUGUAUCUUGUAUCAUUGUCAACGACGUCCUAUCGCUCAAGAACAAAGUCGCUGCAGACCGGUUCGACAAUGUAAUACCACUGAAGAUGCUGCAACUCGAUACAGAUAGUGCCCAGACCGCUCUGGAAGACGUGAUCAAAGAUCUCCAGAAGUCAAGGAGGACCUUCAGUAGAGCAGAAUACUUACUCCAGAUGAGCAGCGAAUUCAAGCAACUAAGCCAGGAGACUAAAGAUAAUGUCCAGGUUCUCAUCCAAGGAUGCAAGAACAUGAUGCUGGGAAAUAUCAAGUGGUCGCUUUCCAAUUCCCGGUACAUCCUGGAUAAAUAUCUCGAAGGCUCGGCGGCGAGGGUUACGCUUUAG
Aspergillus heteromorphus CBS 117.55 is the source of this 1089-nucleotide messenger RNA. RefSeq names its product terpene synthase family protein. The coding region runs from base 1 to 1089 and encodes 362 amino acids. The transcript is spliced from 9 exons. NCBI's taxonomy places the organism in Eukaryota, Fungi, Ascomycota, Eurotiomycetes, Eurotiales, Aspergillaceae. The record is from RefSeq and is a predicted model, not a curated record.